CUGCGGUUAAUUAUUAAGAGCCUGUAAUGAAAAUAUAAAAAAGCCUCUGAAACUGGUGAUCCGUUCCUCUCACUCUGCGCAUCACGAUGUCCUUCUCCGGAAAAUACCAAAUGGAAAGCCAUGAGGGCUUUGAGAAAUUCAUGAAGGCGAUUGGCCUUGCCGAUGACCUCAUCGAGAAAGGUAAAGACAUAAAGAGCAUCUCAGAAAUUGAGCAGAACGGGGACCACUUCAAAGUGACCGUGACGACAGGAUCCAAGGUUAACUCGCACGCCUUUACCAUAGGACAGGAAGCUGAGCUGGAGACUUUAACUGGAGAGAAAGUCAAGGCUGUGGUCAUGAAAGACGGUAACAAACUGAAGGCUACUCUGAAAGGAAUUCAGUCAGUCACGGAGCUCACUGAUGCCAACACCAUUGUGCAUACCAUGACUCUGGGAGACCUCGUCUACAAGAGGACCCUCAAGCGCAUGUCAUGAUAAAAAAAAAAAUCUUGACUGGGAAAAAAGUAGAGAUGCCAAUAAAGAAUGUUUUUCACACUUAUCAAUCACACUUAUCAUUUCAAGUGAUUUCUGAUGUUGCUGGCUGUCAUUAUAUAUCUGUUCAGCUCUGGCGCAUUAACCUGAAUUAGACCUAAAAAUACCCCUUUACAUCCUUAAAAAUGAUACUUCUAUUUAAAAUGACAGAUCUUUAUUUAAAAAAAGCCUUUGCACAAUGUUUUGAUGCCGCUUAAAUCAAAAACAAACAGCACUAAAAAAAAAAA
This is a messenger RNA of Electrophorus electricus (electric eel), 757 nucleotides long. RefSeq names its product fatty acid binding protein 1-B.1. NCBI's taxonomy places the organism in Eukaryota, Metazoa, Chordata, Actinopteri, Gymnotiformes, Gymnotidae. The record is from RefSeq and is a predicted model, not a curated record. Gene Ontology annotation, molecular function: lipid binding.